CAAGUACAGUGUACUGCACUUAAUCUCCUGCCGACCCCAAAACCAUCAGCAAUCACCUGAAGCGCCAUCAACGAUCCUGCGCUACACACCAACACGAACCAAACCGCGUGGUCAGCACACUCCACACCAUUACCGCCUCAGUUUCCUUCCAUUCGAUUCAAUUAAGCGCGGAUAAAUGGCGACGGCGACGGCGACCACUUCUUCUGCCGUUCCGGCAACCGCUUUUUUACGGCGGCAAGGGGCAAAUGGAGGUGCGAACCGAAGCUUGCGAUGGGCGAGGAACCAGCACCAGAGGUGGAGUCCGAGGAGGUCUGGUGCGGCUGUAAUUACUGCGAAGUUCGACCUCAAGCCCCCUCCGUAUCCCCAGGAUGCGCUGGAACCACACAUGAGCCAGAACACCAUGUCGUUUCACUGGGGAAAGCAUCACAGAGCAUACGUCGAUAAUCUGAACAAGCAGAUCGUCGGGACGGAGCUGCAAGGGAAGUCCUUGGAGGACGUUAUGAUUCGGACCUACAAUAAGGGCGACCUCCUUCCUCCGUUCAAUAACGCUGCUCAGGUCUGGAACCACGACUUCUUUUGGGAUUCAAUGAAACCUGGUGGGGGAGGAAAGCCAUCUGGCGAGCUUCUGAAGGCGAUCGAGAGAGAUUUCGGUUCUUUUGAGAAGUUCUCUGAAGAGUUCAGAUCGGCUGCUGCCACCCAGUUCGGUUCUGGUUGGGCUUGGCUUGUUUAUACAGUUAAUCCCCGUCCAUCGGAUGGGAAGGAGCUUCUAGUGUUGAAGACUCCCAAUGCUGUGAAUCCCCUGGUUCUGGGCUACACGGCACUCCUCACGAUCGAUGUAUGGGAGCAUGCUUACUACCUUGACUAUCAGAACCGACGACCUGAUUACAUAUCAAUCUUCAUGGAGAAGCUUGUUUCCUGGGAUGCAGUUAGUGCUAAACUUGAGGUUGCAAAGUCUCGAGUUGCCUAAAAGAGACGAGGAAGAAGAGAGAAGGGGCGGUAGCUGAUUCUACAGAAGAUGUUCAGAAGCACAAUGUUUUUCUUGGUUUUUGUCCGAAUAAGGUCCCAUGAUAACGGACCAAAACUUGCCAUCCCUUUCUUGUUGUGCGAAAUAUCCAAUACAUGCGUGUGAUCUAUGAGGUGCCAUUCCUUGUGCUCCGGGCAGCUAUUUAGGAAUCGUACCAUUCUUAUUCCGGCUUACUUUUAAAGAAACUUGACUUGCAUGGGUCUGAGGAGGCUUUUAGGAUGUCUAUUACGACCAACUAGUUGGUAUAAAAGAUGGAAAAUUUGUCCAUACCCAUUAAUCUUGAGAAAUUUUA
Rhodamnia argentea is the source of this 1316-nucleotide messenger RNA. RefSeq names its product superoxide dismutase [Fe], chloroplastic. Bases 176 to 967 code for a protein of 263 amino acids. Gene Ontology annotation, molecular function: metal ion binding; superoxide dismutase activity. Gene Ontology annotation, cellular component: chloroplast nucleoid. The record is from RefSeq and is a predicted model, not a curated record. The transcript is spliced from 9 exons. Gene Ontology annotation, biological process: superoxide metabolic process. Lineage: Eukaryota; Viridiplantae; Streptophyta; Magnoliopsida; Myrtales; Myrtaceae.